AUGUGGCGGCUGUUAUACUUGUUCCUGCUCAUUGUCCGUGUGUAUUUCGCGCUCUGUCCGAGUUAUCUUCACCCGGAUGAAAUCUUUCAAGGUCCUGAACCAAUUGCUGGAUACCUUUUCCCGUAUCCAGCCCGUCAAACAUGGGAAUGGACGUCUUCUCACCCCAUCCGGAGUGUCUUUCCUCUCUGGCCCAUAUAUGGCUUGCCAAUGACCCUGUUGAAAUGGGUCUGGGCUCAGGAUGAAGACGACCUUGUCGAUCCCGCCGUCAUCUAUUAUACUCUCCGACUCGUGAUGCUUGCUCUCAGCUUCGUGCUGGAAGAUUGGGCUGUCCAUGAUCUCGUUCGUUCUCCUCGACAUUGGCGACAGGCGGUUAUCUUGGUCACUUCUUCUUAUGUCACUUGGACCUUUCAAACACAUACCUUUUCGAAUUCUGUUGAGACCCUCGUUGUGUUAUGGAGCUUGGUGGUCAUAGAACGCAUUUUGCGUGAAAACAAGCGUUCAGCGAUCGCGUCGAGCAUUGUGCUAGGAUUUCUUCUUGUCUUUGGCACGUUCAACAGGAUUACUUUUCCAGCCUUCGUUGUGAUACCCGGCAUUCACUUGUUGCCACACUUCUUGAAUAGACCAUUUUGCUUUCUUGCUCUGACCUUGUCUGGCCUGGUCUGGACAUUACUUGCUGUCCUUGUCGACACAGCUUAUUACUCCGGACCUGCUGCGACCAGGUCCUUUGGAGCACUAUUUGACCAUGUCCGCCACCACCCUGUAAUAACGCCUCUCAAUAAUCUCUUGUACAACACACAAACGAGUAAUCUCGCGGAGCACGGCCUCCACCCGCACUACCAACAUCUUGUCGCGAACCUGCCUCAACUUUUGGGACCAGCACUUGUUCUUCUGCUUGCGAGCGCCUAUCCCUUCAACUUGCGCGUGCUCAAGGCCACCCUCGCCAACAAUCGUCUUGCUUCCGCCGCCGCAGGGACACUCUUCUUGAGCCUAAUCCCUCAUCAAGAACCAAGGUUCCUCCUUCCGAAUGUCCCAUUGAUCUUAACCAGCAUCCGAGUUCCGCCCUCGAAAUUCUGGUCACGCAUCUUCUGGGCAUCAUGGAUCAUCUUCAACACAGCUCUUGCUAUUUUGAUGGGAAUAUAUCACCAAGGCGGGAUUAUUCCUGCUCAACUCGCAAUGCCUUCGCUAAUCGUGCAAUCGACUAAUACCACACAUUCCGACGCUCACAAUAUCGAAGUAUUCUGGUGGAAAACUUAUCCACCGCCAACAUUCCUCCUUGGAUCCGAGCCAUUGCACCCAGCUACGAAUCGGUCUCUCAACGUCUCCACUGUUCCACUUAUGGGCUACCCACAAAACGAACUGGUCUUCAUGCUCAUGCAACACAUGCCAACAUGUGACCCCACGUUGAUUGAACGAUUCUUCAUACACAAGGAAAAGACGGACGUCUACGUGGUGGCCCCGCUGAGUGCAUGGCGCCUCAGUCCCACGCAGGGUCCAGGGCAGCAAGCAUAUCAAUACCCUCCGGUCUCGAACUUCAGCUUCGCAAUUGAUAUGAAUCAACCGCCAGCGCAAUUACAGAUGACGAACCUGGCGGUCUUCCGCAGACACGUCAAUCUCGAUGAUCUAGAUUUUGGCGACGACGGAGUCUGGCCUACACUUGAACGCGUCGUGGGCCGAAGAGGACUCGGCGUGUGGAAAGUCGAUCGCAUUUGUGGCCCAAUACAGUACGUCGAUGCACAUACAGGGGAGAAAUUGAGCCCGGAGCAAGUCAAGCAGAGGGAGGAAGAUCUCAAGCACAGCGAGGCAGAUACGCGUGGGAAGCAGGAAAAAUGGGGCUCGCCCACCAAUCAACCUGGGGACCUUCAUGUUCUUCAAGAGACAGAAGAGCCUCUCGAGCCGGUAACCUCUUCCUUCACAGCUGCAGUCAAGGAAGCCGUGUCCAGUUUCAGCUCGAAAUUGGGUGAGAUGAUCGAAGCGGAGGAAGCUCGAGGGAUGAGGGUCAGCACAACUACAGUACCGGCCAACUUCUCUGCGCAAGAGGUGCAUGUAGCGUCCUGA
This is a messenger RNA of Cladophialophora carrionii CBS 160.54, 2055 nucleotides long. RefSeq lists its product as uncharacterized. The transcript has 4 exons. Lineage: Eukaryota; Fungi; Ascomycota; Eurotiomycetes; Chaetothyriales; Herpotrichiellaceae. Gene Ontology annotation, cellular component: endoplasmic reticulum membrane. Gene Ontology annotation, biological process: GPI anchor biosynthetic process. The record is from RefSeq and is a predicted model, not a curated record. Bases 1 to 2055 code for a protein of 684 amino acids. Gene Ontology annotation, molecular function: alpha-1,2-mannosyltransferase activity.